Messenger RNA from Necator americanus (New World hookworm), 267 nucleotides. RefSeq lists its product as uncharacterized. The record is from RefSeq and is a predicted model, not a curated record. The coding region runs from base 1 to 267 and encodes 88 amino acids. NCBI's taxonomy places the organism in Eukaryota, Metazoa, Nematoda, Chromadorea, Rhabditida, Ancylostomatidae. The transcript has 3 exons.
AUGUCUCACUUUUUCGACUUGAAGAAGGCCUUUGACUCAGUUGCGACAGGAGCGCUCAUAAGCGGUCAUGGAGGCCUUGGACAACCAGAGUGUCCCUAUUCAGUUCAUAAAGAGAGAGAGGAGCGACAUGAUGAUGCAGCCUCACCCAAGAUACUCACGGUCACCCUCGAGGACGCAAUGCGAAAUGCGAAAGCUGGAAUGGGACGACAUGAGAGUGAAGCACAUCUAGCACCAGACAAGCGGAACGAGUUUGACGAAACAUGGUGA